Messenger RNA from Aspergillus puulaauensis, 510 nucleotides. RefSeq lists its product as uncharacterized. NCBI's taxonomy places the organism in Eukaryota, Fungi, Ascomycota, Eurotiomycetes, Eurotiales, Aspergillaceae. The record is from RefSeq and is a predicted model, not a curated record. The coding region runs from base 1 to 510 and encodes 169 amino acids. The transcript is spliced from 2 exons.
AUGCGUCCAGCUAUCCUCCUCGCAGCCCUCGCCAGCGUUGCCCCCGUGCUCGCUCAGGAGGAAACCACCACCGACGUCGUUCCCACCGAGCUCCCAACCGAGUCCUCCAGCUUCAUCGAUCCCACGCAGACCGAGACCGGCAGCGAGUCUGCUGAGCCCACCGAGACUGCAACUGAGACUGCCACCGAGACUGCCACCGAGACCGAGACGGACUCAGAGACUUCGUCGACCCCUGAGACAACCCCGACCGAGUCCGCUGACGACCCCGAGUCCACCUCGACUGAGGAAGGCGGCGAUACCUCGACGUCUGACUCUGAUGACACUGAAACCUCCACCUCCGAGGCCGAUGAACCCACUUCUACGUCCGGCGACGACUCUGAGGAAACCCCCAGCCCUACCGAGUCUGGUGGCGCCGAUGAGACGCCCUCUGAUGAUGCCGCUGCGCACCUUGACUCUUCGCUGCUGAUGUAUGCUGCUCUUGGAUACGCGGCUUACGGUGUUGUCUUUUAG